CUCCUUUUCAAAAAUUUCAUUUCACUUUAUUUCGUUCGCAUGUACGCACGUUGGCCGCGGAGCAACAUCUCCCCGAAACAAACCCGAAACAAAAAAAAAAACAACAAAUAAAUAACACAGCAACAACGCGGCAGCAGCCGUCGCACAGACGCGGAACUUGGCUCGAACUUUAGUUUAGUUUCAGAUUCAGUUUCAGUUUCAGUUUCUGUUUCAGUUUCAGUGGAGUGGCCAAUGGCCCAGUGGCCAAAGUGCGGCGGUAUCGGGCGAAACGGUUAACGCUAACGGUUGACGGUUGACGGUUUACGGUUAACGGUUUACGGUUUAUGGCUUACGGGUGACACCACCUAACGGUUAAGCACGGGCUGAAACCUUUUUUUUUACUGUUCUCAAAGUUGAUGUGGUAUUAAAAAAAACAUCUCGAUAUAUGUAAAGUAUAUAGGCAAGAAUCGAAAGCCAAGAGUGUCUCAUUUCGAGGAUCAGAAGAAAGAGGAGCAGCGACAUCAAUCGAUUCAACCGAUUCAUUAUGUUUAUAUAUUUUUUUGGAGUGACUUAAGUUUUGGCAAUGGACGCAGACUUCUUCUUCUAAUCAAACGUUGGCGUGUCAGAGCUUCAAGCUUCAAGCUUUAAAAUAAAUAUAAGAAGAAGAAGAAAAAGAAGAAGAAGAAGUUGAUGGACAAAUGGACAAAUGGUUGUUGUGAUCGGAAGUGUCUUCUGAAAUGUGUUCGAAAAUCGGUGUUUGCCCCGCCAAGAUGGCCCCGCACUCUCUCGUCCUCCUCUGCCUGCCCACCUAGAAUCCGCCCAGAUGAAUGCCCAGCAGCCGCUGGUCCUCGAGCCCAAGGCGAGUGUGGUUGCCUCUGGCGCUGCCUCCGCGGACCCGGAGGCGGCAUGCAACACGGAAGCGGCGUCGGCGGCGGCGGCAGCUGGAGCUCUGGAUGUGGCGGCGGCCUCCCAGCUGAACGGCGGCCACGAGGAGCAGCGGGUCAAUGGCAACCACGGCUGCCGGCGAAACGACCGCGAGGAUCAUCCGGAGCAGGACGACCCCGAGCAGCUUAAGGAGGUGGCCAACAAGCUGACCAUCAUCAAGACGCCGCUGAACAAGACGCUGCUCAAGAAGUGCACCAGCAACGGCAGCCUGCAACUGCCGCACAGCAACAAUGGCAACAGCAACAACAACAGUAAUAACAGCAGCAACAACAGCAGCAACAGCAGCAGCAGCCGGAACAACAAUAGCAACGAUGUGGAAGGCGCCUGUGAUUCCGGUUUGCAAAGCGGAAGUAGCAAUGAACAAGAACCGUUUGCGAACGAUCGGCACCACCACAUCUACCACCACCACCACCACCACUACCACCACCACCUUGGCGGCGGCGGCAGCGGUGGCGAGAAGAACGAGGCGAGCGGGGAUGUGGCGUCCUCGUCCUGCGCGGAUGUGGCGCUGGUCAAGGAGGAGCCCGCCGCGCGGGAUCACGACAAUCACCUGGAAUCGGGGGCAGAUGCAGCAGCAGCAGGAGCCGAGUGUGCAACCGGAGGAGCUACGCCUUCGACGGGAGCAACAGGAGCAGCGGGAGCAACCACAACGUGCAGCCCCAGCAAGUGCAACAAGUGCAAUGCGCACAACAACAACAGCAACUGCAAUAAUAACAAUAACAACAAUACCAUCAGCAACAACAACAACAACAACAGCAAUACAAGCAUCAAUACCAUCAACAACAACAACAACAAUAACAAUAACCAUUACAACAAUUACAAUAACUAUUAUAAGAAAAAGUCUCGUAUGCCGCCCAUUUGCCGAAUUAUGACACUGAGCCGUGGCCCGUACAGCGAGCUCGAUAAAAUGAGCCUUUUUCAAGACCUCAAACUCAAACGGCGCAAAAUCGAUUCGCGAUGCAGCAGUGACGGCGAGUCCAUCGCGGACACGUCCACCUCGUCGCCGGACCUGCUGGCGCCCAUGUCGCCGAAGCUCUGCGACAGCGGCUCCUCGGCGGGCUCCUCCCUGCCCCUGCCCCUCCCCCUGCCCCUGCCGCUGCCCAUGGCGCUGCCCCUGCCACUCGGCCUGCCGCUCCCGAUGGCGCUGCCCCUGGCGGCGGCGUCCUCCUCGGCGGCGGCGGUCACCGUCUCGCUGGCGGCGGUCGUGGCGGCGGUGGCCGAGAGGGGCACUGGCGGCACUGCGGUGACCUCGGUGGCCUCGGGAGCGGGACCCUGCGUCUCCACAUCCUCGACGACGGCGGCGGCGGCCACCUCGUCGACGCCCUCGCUCUCCUCCUCCUCCGGCUCAUCUGCCUCCUCGGCGUCGUCCUCCUCCUCGCUGUCCUCCUCCAGCAACGCGGCCACCUCGCCCAGCGCCGGAGCCUCCUCCACGGCCACCUGUCCCGCCAGCACCACCACCAGUGGAAACGGAAACGGAGGAGGAGCAGGAAGUGCCGGCAAGGGAGGAAGCAUCAAACAAGAGCAGACGGAGAUUCACUCCUCGAGCAGCGCGAUCUCGGCGGCCGCCGCCUCAACGGUGAUGUCCCCGCCGCCAGCGGAGCCUCCGCGCUCCAGUCCAUCCACGCCCGACGUUCCCGGCGGCGGAGGAGCGCCAGCGGGAGUGGGAUCAGCGGGAGCGGGAUCGGGAUCAUCAGGAGCAAACGCAAUCAGUGAACACCAAAACAACGGCAACGGAAGCGGGAACGGAAGUGGCAACGGAAGUGGCAACGGAAGUGGCAACGGAAGUGGCAGCGGCAGCGGAAGCGGAGGAAGCAGCCGCGCCUCGCCCGACUCGCUGGAGGAGAAGCCCUCGACCACGACGACGACGGGUGCCCGGAGCACGGGAGCCACCACCACGACCACGCCCACGGCCACGCCCACGAACGGAGUGCUGUCCUCCGGAGGAGCGAUGAGCAGCGGGGCCAAGCUGAGCGAGGCGGGCAUGAGCGUGAUCCGCUCCGUGAAGGAGGAGCGGCUGCUCAGCGUGUCCAGCAAGAUGCUGGCCUUCCACCAGCAGCGCGAGCAGGAGACCAAAGCAGCGGCGGCAGCGGCAGCAGCGGCGGCAGCAGCAGCAGCGGGACAUGUGACAGUGCUGGUGACGCCGUCGCGGAUCAAGUCGGAGCCUCCGCCGCCCGCCUCGCCCUCCUCCACGUCCAGCAACCAGAGAGAUCGGGAUCGGGAUCGGGAAAGGGAGCGGGAAAGAGACAGGGAUCGAGAUCGGGAUAGAGAUAGAGAUGCGGAGCGGGAGAGGGAGCAGUCGAUCAGCUCCUCCCAACAGCACCUCAGCCGCGUCUCCGCCAGCCCGCCCGCCCAGCUCUCGAGCUCCCACGGCGGCGGAAUGGGCACCACCAUCGUCCAGACGCACCACCUCCACCAGCAACUCACGCAGCCACUCACCCUGCGCAAGAGCAGCCCGCCCACGGAGCACCUGCUCAGCCAGUCCAUGCAGCACCUCACGCAGCAGCAGCAGCUGCACAUCCACCACCUGCUCGGCCAGCAGCAGCAGCAGCAACAGCAGCAACAGCAGCAACAACAGCAACAGCAGCAGCAGCAGCAGCAACACUCGCCGCACUCGCUGGUGCGCGUGAAGAAGGAGCCGAGCGUGGGUCAGCGGCACCUCUCGCCGCACCACCAGCAGCAGCAGCAGCAGUCGGCGCACCUGCAGCACCACCACCAGCAGCAGCAGCAGCAGCAGCAGCACCUCCACCAGCAGCACCAACAGCAGCAGCAACACCUGCAGCAGCAGCAGCAGCAACCGCAGGCACUCGCGCUCAUGCACCCCGCCUCGCUGGCGCUGAGGAACAGCAACCGGGACGCGGCCAUCCUGUUCCGCGUGAAGAGCGAGGUGCACCAGCAGGUGGCCGCGGGGCUGCCCCACCUGAUGCAGUCCGCCGGCGGGGCGGCGGCGGCGGCGGCGGCAGCGGUGGCCGCCCAGCGGAUGGUCUGCUUCAGCAACGCGCGCAUCAACGGAGUGAAGCCGGAGGUGAUCGGCGGCCCGCUGGGCAACCUGCGGCCCGUAGGCGUCGGCGUGGGUGCCGGGAAUGGGGGCGGGGCCGGUGGAGGAGUCGGAUCCGUGCAGUGCCCCUCGCCGCACCCCUCCUCCUCGUCCUCCUCCUCGCAGCUGUCGCCGCAGACGCCCUCGCAGACGCCGCCCCGCGGCACGCCCACCGUCAUCAUGGGCGAGAGCUGCGGGGUGCGCACCAUGGUCUGGGGCUACGAGCCCCCGCCGCCCUCGGUGGGCCAGCACCCGCAGCAGCAGCAGCAGCAGCAGCAACAGCCGCAGCAGCAGCAGCAGUCGCCGCACCACCAGUCGCAGCAGCAGCAGCAGCAGCAGCAGCAGCAGCAGCAACAGCAGCAGCAGCAGCAGCAACACUGCCUGUCGUCGCCCUCCGCGGGAUCGCUGACUCCCUCCUCCUCCGGCGGCGGGUCGACCCAGGGAGCGGUGGCGCCGCAGAACAACGAGGAGGCCGCCCAGCUGCUGCUCUCCUUGGGGCAGACGCGCAUCCAGGACAUGCGCGCCCGGCCACACCCCUUCCGCACCCCGCACGCCCUCAACAUGGAGCGGCUCUGGGCGGGCGACUACUCGCAACUGCCGCCGGGGCAGCUGCAGGCGCUCAACCUCAGCGCGCAGCAGCAGCAGUGGGGCAGCGGCGGCGCGACGGGCGGACUGGGACUGGGCGGGGUCGGAGGACGCGGAUUGGAGGCGCCGCACGAGCCGACCGACGAGGACGAGCAGCCGCUGGUGUGCAUGAUCUGCGAGGACAAGGCCACCGGGCUGCACUACGGCAUCAUCACGUGCGAGGGAUGCAAGGGCUUCUUCAAGCGGACGGUGCAGAACCGACGCGUCUACACCUGCGUGGCGGACGGCACCUGCGAGAUAACCAAAGCACAGCGCAACCGUUGUCAGUAUUGUCGAUUUAAGAAGUGCAUCGAGCAGGGCAUGGUGCUGCAAGCCGUUCGCGAGGAUCGCAUGCCCGGCGGUCGCAACAGCGGCGCCGUCUACAACUUGUACAAGGUGAAGUACAAGAAGCACAAGAAGACCAACCAGAAGCAGCAGCAGCAGCAGCAGCAACAGCAGCAGCAGCAGCAACACCAGCAACAGCAGCAGCAGCAGCAGGCCCAACAGCAACACCAGCAGCAGCUGCACUCGCCGCUGCACCACCACCACCACCAGAGCCACCAGGGCCACCAGCCGCUGCACGGCCAGCAGCACCUUCACCCGCAGCUGUCGCCGCACCACCUGCUCUCGCCGCAGCAGCAGCAACUGGCCGCCGCAGUGGCGGUGGCCGCGCAGCAGCAGCACCAGCAGCAGCAGCAGCAGCAGCAAGCGAAGCUGAUGGACAUGAAGCCCAUGUUCCUGGGGCCCGUCCUCAAGCCGGAGCUCCUGCAGGCGCCGCCGAUGCACAGUCCGGCGCAGCAGCAGCAGCAGCAACAGCAGCAGCAAUCGUCGCCGCACCUCGCACUCAGCUCCCCGCACCAGCAGCAGCAGCAGCAACAGCAGCAACAGCAGCAGCAGCACCAGAACCACCAGCAGCCAGGAGGAGGAGGAGGAGGCGGAUGGGCGGGGGCGGCACAGCUGCCGCCGCACUUGGUGAACGGGACGAUCCUGAAGACGGCGCUGACCAACCCGAGCGAGAUCGUGCACCUGCGCCACCGCCUGGACUCGGCGGUGAGCUCCUCGAAGGACCGGCAGAUCUCGUACGAGCACGCGCUGGCGAUGAUCCAGACGCUGAUCGACUGCGACGCCAUGGAGGACAUCGCGACGCUGCCGCACUUCAGCGAGUUCCUGGAGGACAAGUCCGAGAUCAGCGAGAAGCUGUGCAACAUCGGCGACUCGAUCGUGCACAAACUGGUCUCGUGGACGAAGAAGCUGCCCUUCUACCUGGAGAUCCCCGUCGAGAUCCACACCAAGCUGCUCACGGACAAGUGGCACGAGAUCCUCAUCCUGACCACGGCCGCCUACCAGGCGCUCCACGGCAAGCGGCGCUCCGAAGGGCAGCAGGUGGCCAGCAGGCACGGCUCGCCGGCGGCCACGCCCACUCCCGUGGGAACGGGCGGCAUGGGGAUCGGGAUCGGAUCGGGAUCGGGAUCGCCGGCGCAGCCGCUGCACAAGGACGACCCGGAGUUCGUGAGCGAGGUGAACUCGCACCUGAGCACCCUGCAGACCUGCCUCACCACGCUGAUGGGCCAGCCCAUUGCGAUGGAGCAGCUGAAGCUGGACGUCGGCCACAUGGUGGACAAGAUGACCCAGAUCACGAUCAUGUUCCGGCGCAUCAAGCUCAAGAUGGAGGAGUACGUCUGCCUGAAGGUCUACAUACUGCUGAACAAAGCAGAAGUGGAACUGGAGAGCAUCCAGGAGCGGUACGUCCAGGUGCUGCGCUCCUACCUGCAGAACUCCUCGCCGCAGAAUCCGCAGGCGCGGCUCAGCGAGCUCCUCUCGCACAUCCCGGAGAUCCAGGCCGCGGCGAGUCUGCUGCUUGAGAGCAAGAUGUUCUAUGUGCCCUUCGUGCUCAACUCGGCGAGCAUAAGGUAGCAGAUGCUUGAGCACGGCCUGCUGCCCACCGCCCACCACCACCAGCCGGAGACGCCGCCAGGUUCCGAUACCGCCUCCGCCUCCGCCCCCGCUCCCGCUUCCGCUCCCGUUCCCGCUGCCACCCAGCAGCAGCAGCUGCAGCAGGAGCGCCGCCGGAGCAGGCAGCUGCAGCACCAGUUGCUGCGCGACCUGCCCAAGAUCAAGCUCGAGAUCGGGCUGCAGCGCAGGCCGGAGGAGGAGCAGCAUCCGCAUCCGCACCCGCACCCGCAGCUAGAAGGAGGCCCAGAGGCAAAGGAGGAGCAGUCGCUGGAGCAGGAGCAGGAGCAGGCGGAGCGAUCCUCGUCCAUUCUGAAGAGUUCCCUGCUGAGCGGAGCGGCGGCCACUCUGGCCACCUUGACGGCGGCCGCCGAGCAGAUAGCCCGCUCCUCUUCCAGCGGCGACACGGCCAGGGACUACAGCAGCGGCGGCGGCAGCAGCAGCAGCAACAGCAGCAGCAGUAACAGCAGCAACACCAACAACAACAACAGCUGCAGCAACAGCAACACUGGCAGGACAGCAAGAGGAGGCAGUUCGGCCGGCGGCAGGAUGGGCAGCAGCAACAGUUUAGAAGAGAGCAAAAGACUUGAGCAUCAACAACAACAACAACAGCAGCAACCAUAUACAUCAAUACUACACACGGCCUUAAUGUCACAGCGAUCGAUGCCUGCGGCGGCGACACUAGUGGCAGCGGCAGCAUCAGCAGCAACAGCAACAUCUGCAGCCGCAACAGCAGCAGCAACAGCAACAGCGACAGCAACACAGGCGGCAACCACGUCGCCCACGCCUGCGCAUGUGCUGAAAACAGCGGUGACCUUGGCCACCCUAAGCGAGAUCGCAACUGCCCGCCAGCAGCAGCAGCAGCAGCAGCAGCAACAGCAGCAGCAGUUGCAGGCGUUGCAGCAGCAACAGCAACAGAAACUGCCCAGGAGGAUAAUUAACUUUGGCACUGCCACCAAGCAACUGGGAGCGGGACUGGGAGUGGGAGCGGGAGCGGGAGGAGGACCAGGAGCUGGACCAGCAGCAGGAGCUACCACUGCAAGUGCAACUGCAACAGCAGCAGCAACUGCAGCAACAACAGCAACGCUUGGACGCAAUCGCCAGCUGGGUCCGAAUCCGGGUCAAGUGGCGAACGCAGCCAGGACGGUGCGUCUGCUCAACGGCAACUGUUGCGGCCGCUUGCAGGCGACAGCAGCAACAGAGAUCGCCGGGGGCAGCAACAACAGCAGCAACAGCAACAACAGCAGCAACAACAGCAGCAACACGGUCAACACACAGACACAGACCGACGAGGAGUUGCUGGCAGUGCUAGCCAGAGCCAUGCCCCCCCAGCAAGGAGCUGCUUUGCCAUCAGCCACAUCAUCACCAUCACCAAGCACAAGUUCAUUAGCAACACGAGCAGCAGUUGCAGCAGCAAUGCAGCAGCAGCAGCAGCAACAGCAACAAAGGACUGCCGUGUCGGCGACGCCAGCGACUGGAGGAGCGAUGAUAACGACGACGACGACACAAUCACAAUCACAAGCGACAUUAGCACCACAACAACAGCAACAACCACUGCCACAACAGUUAAAUACGAAAAGAACAACCACAGCAACAACAAUAACAACAACACACAACAGCAACACCAACUUCAACUUCAACUUCAACAGCAACAAUAACUAUAUGAAUAUGAACAAUAAUAUUUACGAUGCCACUGCCAGAGCGACUGCCUCUGCCACUGCCACUGCCUCUGACUCCGCCUCCGCUCCUGCCACAGCGGCAACAGCAGCAGCAGCAGCAACAGCAGCAGCAGCAGCAGGAGGAGCAGGAGCAACAACCACAGCCACGUCCACUGCCACGCCCCCGAGCCAGCGACCGCCCCCGCGCACACCCACAGCCACCUCAGCUUCUGUUACUGUAGUUGUGUUCAAAACAAUGUUACCUGAUGACUGAAUUAUUUUAGAAUCGUACACGUAGAGCAUGUUUUAUUAUGAUUACCACUAUGAUUACCACUUACAAUUUACGAUUUACGAUUACGAUUACGAUUAUGAUUACAAUAACGAGUACGAGUGCGAGUGCGAGUACGAGUACGAGUACGAGUACGGGUACGGGAACGAGUACGAGUACGAGUACGAGAACGAGUAUGAGUAGGCGUAUGUCUGGAUAUCAUUACCUAUUAACUAUUCAUUAGUUACGGCUUAUCGAUUAUUACUAUUAUAACUAUUACUAUUGCUACAUGCAUAAUGUAGAGCCUAA
Molecule: messenger RNA, 8767 nt
Organism: Drosophila ficusphila
Lineage: Eukaryota; Metazoa; Arthropoda; Insecta; Diptera; Drosophilidae
Gene: Hr4
Product: hormone receptor 4
Biological process (GO): regulation of DNA-templated transcription
Molecular function (GO): zinc ion binding; DNA-binding transcription factor activity; sequence-specific DNA binding
Source: RefSeq, a predicted model, not a curated record